Molecule: messenger RNA, 562 nt
Organism: Rhipicephalus sanguineus (brown dog tick)
Lineage: Eukaryota; Metazoa; Arthropoda; Arachnida; Ixodida; Ixodidae
Exons: 2
Coding region: 17-559 (180 amino acids)
Source: RefSeq, a predicted model, not a curated record
GCAGCCGGAGAUCCGAAUGAGGCGCGCCAUGCACCGGCGCCAGAGCCAGGGCACGGUGGUUCGGCCGCCUACGUUGCGCGAGACGGCUGAGCCGCCGCUGCCCGAAGUGGACGAGAACUUCGAGCUGCACCCGAGCCGCUUCGAGGUGUUCCGCUGGCGCCUCAACGAGUUCCUCAACCAGGGGCACAUGAUGCUGCUCGUGCUCAGGACGCACGUGCAUGACUUCAACCCGCACUACGCAGCGGAGUUCGAGCACGCCGUCCUCUACUACUCAAUGAUCAAGAUCGAGCUGGACGACUACUUUGACACCGUGGUGCACUACAGCAUGAAGGCGUUCAACCAGCGCGACAUCAAGUGGUGGCCGGACACGCUGUUCAAGCGCGUCGCCAUCGUGAUCUUCGCCGUGCUCGACAAGGUGGAGGUGCAGACGCUCGACUACUACGUCAACAAGGACAACCUGAAAGAACUCUUCCGGCACCUGCAGUGGGAGAACUACCUGUUCAACUGGAAGAUCGCACUCGACCCGUCGCCCUCGCCGAGCACCACAUUUGUCCCGUAGCGA